CGCGCCCGGAACCACGACAUCCGUGUAAGUAACAGGGGGGCCGCCUGUUAUUCCGGCGUAAUAUAUCAUAUAUAAGCCCGGGACACCAUGAUCGGGACCUUCGGGGUUAGAAGGCGACUACACCUCGUCCCGCUAGGGCAAUAUAGACAACAGCGCCCUGCUUCGUCAUCAUGCGCUUCCUAAUCACGGCCUUCACCUCCGCCCUCGCGGUAUGCGGUAUCACCGCAGCGGGGCCACUCGAGAGGCGGGCGUCAUUGCAGCAGGUGACCAACUUCGGGGCCAACACCUCGGGCACCAAGAUGUACAUCUACGUGCCUAACAAGUUGGCGUCGAACCCUGCCGUCGUCGUGGCCAUACAUUACUGCACUGGCACCGCCAAUGCGUAUUACGCGGGCACGCCAUAUGCCAGCCUUGCGGAGAAGUACGGCUUCGUCGUUAUCUACCCGGAGUCGCCCUAUAGCGGCACCUGCUGGGACGUGUCGUCGAGGGCGGCCCUCACGCACAAUGGAGGCGCCGACAGCAACUCUAUCGUGAACAUGGUGUCGUAUGUGUUAGACAAGUACAACGGGGACAAAAGCCGCGUGUUCGUCACUGGGAGUUCGUCGGGGGCUAUGAUGACGAAUGUUCUGGCAGCGACAUAUCCCGAUGUGUUCGCAGCGGGUAUUGUGUAUGCUGGUGUGCCGGCCACUUGUUUCUACACAGGCACGGUAAACGGAUGGAACAGCACCUGCUCGCAAGGCAAGCUGGAUCUGACCCAGGAAUAUUGGGCCAACCAGGCGCGCAACGCAUAUCCUGGGUACAAUGGUCCGCGGCCGCGUAUGCGGAUUCACCACGGCACGGCCGAUACCACGCUCAACGUGCAGAACUACUACGAGACGAUCAAGCAAUGGACCGGUGUCUUUGGAUACUCGACUACUGCGUCCAAGACCUAUCCUAAUAUGCCUGCGAGUCCAUAUACGCGCUAUAUUUUUGGCCCAAACGUUGAAGGUGUACUAGGUUCGGGUGUGACUCACGAUAUCAAAAUCUUCGGCGAUGCUGAUAUGGAAUGGUUCGGUUUCACGGUGAGUGCUACCUCUAGAAGGCUUAAGUUGCUGCUGGAUUGGUUAGGCUGGAACGGUAAUAGGCAGGGUAGGAGGGAAACGGGCUGACAUAGGAUGUAGGGCUCUUCUCCAACGACGACGGCGAGCAGUCCGAGUUCGACGACCAGCGCGACGACCACCCCGACGGCCGGCGCAGGGGCAACACACUACGCUCAAUGCGGUGGAAUUAGUUGGUCUGGCGCAACCUCGUGCGCGAGCCCGUACACAUGCCAGAAACUGAACGACUGUAA
Molecule: messenger RNA, 1330 nt
Organism: Xylaria bambusicola
Lineage: Eukaryota; Fungi; Ascomycota; Sordariomycetes; Xylariales; Xylariaceae
Product: putative acetyl xylan esterase
Exons: 4
Coding region: 171-1148 (325 amino acids)
Cellular component (GO): extracellular region
Molecular function (GO): hydrolase activity
Source: RefSeq, a predicted model, not a curated record